Ochlerotatus camptorhynchus is the source of this 2153-nucleotide messenger RNA. It is a transcript of the gene Osi14, whose product is annotated as DUF1676 domain-containing protein Osi14. Gene Ontology annotation, cellular component: membrane. The transcript has 3 exons. The record is from RefSeq and is a predicted model, not a curated record. NCBI's taxonomy places the organism in Eukaryota, Metazoa, Arthropoda, Insecta, Diptera, Culicidae. Bases 189 to 1076 code for a protein of 295 amino acids.
AGAUAGGAGUACAAUUCAUUAACGAUCGUUGAAGUAUAACGAACUCCUUCGAAGAGUGAUCCGAGCAGCAAGAGUGCCUUGAGUGCCGUGUUUUGUUCUCAAAGAACUUUGAAAAAAAUAUAUCGAAAAGUGUGUGAUAGCACUGAAGUGUGUUGUGAUCCUAAACAGAACAGAAGCAUCCAGUAAUCAUGAAAGUGUUUGUCGCUGUAAUUGCCGUGCUAGUGGCCAGUGCCAUGGCCGCCCCAGCCCCGGCUGAGGAAUCUACCAGCUCGAGUGGCCUCGGAAUGGCCCUCCGGUACUUUGGAAGCUGUAUGGAAUCGAACGAAAUGGGAACCUGCCUCGCCGUGAAAGGAAUUACCGCCCUGAACCGUGCUGCCCGUGCCAACAACAUCGAAAUCGUGCCUGGUGUUACUUUCUCAAGAGACCCAACCGCCCCGGUUGAUCGCAUGGGCAAGUCCGUGUCCGAAAACGAAAUCAUCAGCACCCUGCCGACCACCUCCGAAGACAAGAGCGACGCCCUGUUCGAUUUGGCCGUCGACUCCGCCAAGCGUCUGUUCGCCGCCCGCUCCAUCCAGUUCAAGCUGCCCGAGGAAACCCAGGAAACCAUCGCCCGUUCUAUCGAAGAAGGUAGACUGCUGAAGAAAGGUAAGAAGCUAAAGAAGAUCCUGGGCCCACUCGUCCUGGCUAUCGGAGGAAAGCUGUUCGCCCUGUUGCCCCUGCUCCUCGGAGGUGUCGCUCUGAUUGCAUUCAAGGCUCUGAUCGUCUCCAAGAUUGCUCUGGUUCUGGCUGUCAUCCUCGCCGUCAAGAAAUUCAUCGGAGGUGCCGCUGAAGGAGCCGCCACUCUGGGUCUGCUGUCCAAGGCUGUCGGAGGUGCUGCCGCUGCUGGUGCUGGUGCUCUGGGAGCUGGUGCUCUGGGAGCUGGUGCCCUAGCUGCUGGUGCCGGAGGUUCCUCCGGUGGAUGGUCGUCGGGAGCUGGUGCCCAAGGAUGGUCUCAAGGAAACGCUCAGUAUCCUUAUGCUCGUAGCUACGAUACCGCUCAAGACCUCGCCUACAGCGCUCAGGCCCCAAAGGCGUAAACCGCCUCUUCCCCCGCCCCACGCACCCCUACUUCCCGAAACGAAACCAUAUUAGGUUAGGAAACCACUUCCUCCAAAACUCUACGCACCAAUUCUAAUUCUUGUAACUAUUACUAGUCUUCGCCCCCCCCCCCACCCUCCUCUCUUGGGGUUCAACUCGGGUCACCCUUCCUCACUUCAACCUCUUGCUGUCCACCUUGCACUACGCACACGGCACCCUCCAGCUGCAGCGAAUUGCACCCACUCCAUCGAUCUAGUCUAAUACGCAAUUUCACGCGAGAGUCAGAAAGCGAGACAACGCAUCGUUGACGAGUCUACAACACAGAGUCAUCCUGAAGCCGGCAAAACGAGGUCUCCGUCAUCUACGCUCCGAUCAACACGCACCGCUCGUCCACAAUUAUUCGACACAUCAGAUCGUAACGAAAACCGAUCCAUCUGCAAACAUCUAAUCUUUCUCCAACAAACAACCAAACGCCUCUUCCUACUAUCUCUUCACCACCCGCCCUGAAAAAGAAUAACAAACAAACCAACCAACCCACCACAACGACGAGAAGAGUGUAGAAAGAGUGGAAUCACCCGCCCGUUUCGGCGACGAUCGAGUAUCAUCAUCAUGAUCGGGUAACGUAUCGAUUGUUUGAUGAUAGCGAGACUUGCAACGGUUCGAAAACACUAUCACACGAAGAUGCAGAGCCACCGCCGGGCUCCGCGGCGCCAAUUUGUACAUACACGAAUCAUCUUUAGGGAAACGAAAGUUUAGCACAUGAGAGAAUUUGCACAAAGCGAAGCGAGCUGCCGAGUGGCUUUGAAACACCUCCGCCGAUGGCUUUCCGUUCUGUACAUCUUUGCAUUAACUGUCUACAAUCUUUACGCUUCGGCGCCUUUUCCUCUGCCUUUCAAUUUCACCAGUUUCCCCUUCCCCUUCAAUCUUAAGUAGUGUUUUAUUAGUGUUUAGUAAUUUAUUUGCCCAACAAGAUGAUGAAAAGAGAAGAAAAUCAAACCGCGAAUGAUCGAACACGUGUAAUUAAUUUAUUUUAUUUAUGAUUAUAACUUAAUACAUAACAUCUGAAAAUGCCACAA